Messenger RNA from Elephantulus edwardii (Cape elephant shrew), 1218 nucleotides. RefSeq names its product serine/threonine-protein kinase ULK1-like. The record is from RefSeq and is a predicted model, not a curated record. The coding region runs from base 1 to 1218 and encodes 405 amino acids. The transcript has 2 exons. Gene Ontology annotation, biological process: autophagosome organization; axon extension; peptidyl-serine phosphorylation. Lineage: Eukaryota; Metazoa; Chordata; Mammalia; Macroscelidea; Macroscelididae. Gene Ontology annotation, molecular function: protein serine/threonine kinase activity. Gene Ontology annotation, cellular component: autophagosome; cytoplasm.
AUGCCUUUUAAUGACCUACCCUUGAAGUGGCAUGCCAUCAUUUCUGCCAUCAACUCAUUAGAGGUUCCUAAGCCAUAUUCAAGGCGAAUUUUGCAGGGUGUGGUGGUGGCACCCCCUCGGAACCACAUGCUCCCCGACCUGAUGAAGGGUGGGCCCUUCCAGGCACAGCCGCUGGGCCCUGGGCUGCGGCCGCCUGAGGAGGCCAAGGGCCCUUUCGGCAGGUCCCUGAGCAGUGGCCGCCUCACCAACCUGCUCCUGAAGGCAGCCUUUACCACACAGGCCCCAGACUCAGGCAGCACCGACUGCUUGCAGGAGAAGCCCGUGGAGACAGCUCCCUCCCCUGGCUUUGGAGAAAAUCUACACCCCGGGGCCCGUGCUGGGGGCUCCAGCAGCCCUUCCCCUGUGGUGUUCCCCAUGCGCUCCCCCCCAAGUGGGACCACGCCACCUCAGGACCGUUGUACAUGCAUAUUCUCAGGACACUGCUGUAGCUUUGCUGACCCCAUUGCUGCAAACCUGGAAGGAGCUGUGACCUUUGAGGUCCCUGACCUGCCUGAGGAGACCCUUGUGGAGCAAGAGCACACAAAGGCGCUGCAUGGGCUACGCUUCACGCUGGCCUUCGUCCAGCAUGUGCUGGAGAUCGCUGCCCUGAAGGGCAGCGCUGGGGAAGUGGCCGUUGGCCCUGAGUACCAACUGCCGGCGAGCCUGGUAGCUGACCAGAUCAGCCAGCUGAGCCGUGAGUGGAGCUUUACAGAGCAGCUGGUGCUGUACCUCAAGGUGGCCAAGCUAUUGUCAGCAGGACUGCAGAUGGCCAUUGAGCAGAUCCGGGCAGGCAAGCUCUGCCUUUCGUCCACCGUGAAGCAGGUGGUCCACAAGCUCAACGAGCUGUACAAGUCGAGCGUGCUGUCCUGCCAGAGCCUGAGCCUGCGGCUGCAGAGGUUCUUCGUGGACAAGCGGUGGCUCAUGGACUGUGUUCCCAGCAUCAGGGCAGAGAAGCUCAUCUUCAGCUACGCUGUGCAGAUGGUGCAGUCAGCAGCGCUGGAUGAGAUAUUCCACCACCGGGAGGACUGUAUGCAGCGCUACCACAAGGCCCUGCUGCUCAUGGAGGGGCUGCAGCAGAUCCUCACAGACCAGACGGAUGUGGAAAACAUUGACAAGUGUAAGCUGUGCAUCGAGCGGAGACUCUUAGCCCUCCUGACUGGCUUCUCUGCGAGGUGCUGA